Messenger RNA from Galendromus occidentalis (western predatory mite), 572 nucleotides. Its product is annotated as chaperone protein DnaJ. NCBI's taxonomy places the organism in Eukaryota, Metazoa, Arthropoda, Arachnida, Mesostigmata, Phytoseiidae. The record is from RefSeq and is a predicted model, not a curated record. The coding region runs from base 118 to 498 and encodes 126 amino acids. The transcript is spliced from 3 exons.
CGCACAUUUUCCCGCGUUGAAGCUUCUUCGAGGAAUCGAGGAGCGAACUCGAAUUUCGUUCCGGUAGUAGCUUAUGGUUUGCAUCGACGCUCUAACUCGAGACGGGAGCGCCGUGCUAUGGGAUCUCACUACGCGAUUUUGUGUGUCGAUCGUAAUGUCAGUGGCCCAGACCUAAGAUCGGCAUACCAUAGACAAGCUCGCAAGUGGCAUCCAGAUAAACACGCCGGUGGGGAAGAGCACGCAACCGAAGUGUUCAAGUCGAUUAGUUUGGCGUACCAGGUACUCUCGGAUCCUGACACUCGCGCACGGUAUGAUGAGAGCCUCGCGAUCGCUGCCGCACGGCAUUCCACGGAACAAGAGCCGAGCUGGAGGAGCGCUCCCGCAGAUCCUGGCCUGUCAGACCUCGACAUGGGUUUACUUGGCGUUCUCAUCGAUGUCCUGGAUGAUGUAUUCGAAGUCGCCUCAGAAGUCUUUCUCGGUCUUGUAGAUUGGCUAUAAUUGUCGAACUUCCUCACCCAGAGACACCGAGAGUCGAAAAGAUGGGGAGAUUCUACUCGACUCAAGUCUCUCCC